AUGGGAACAGCUGAGGGUAAAAGCAGCACGCCCUUCUCUACUACGUCUCUGCAUUGAUGAUGUUUAACCUCUAGACCACCAACCAGAUCUUUGGGCAAAGGCUCACAGGACUGGAACAAGCAAACAGCUCAUUGCGUCUCGUCUCCCCCUGUCUCUGCACCUCUCACCGCAUUUAUGGCUCCGAAGCAACAAUCCCCUUUCCGCUCUCACCUCCCACAGAUAUUUCUCAGCUUCCCUCUCUGCCGUUGCCUUCGUCACUGUUGAGUUUCUCAAUUUCUGGCUCGUGGCUUGCUGCCGCCGCCCGGCUGUGACAUGCUUUGUUUUUGUUUUUGUGGGGAUUUGAAAGGUUAUGGUUGCACAAAUAUCCGUUUUUGUUGGGUUUGGUUUCUACAAAUCUAAAUCUGGAGUGAUCUUCGCUUUUGUUUUUUCUUUGUCAAUGGCGUCAUUGCUGAGAGUGUAGCGCUGGAGGCUUGUUGUCUGCAACCUAGGUCACAUUAUUUCACCUUCUUUUUCCUGUGGAGAAGAAAUUUAGAGGAAAAAGAGAUAUCUUUGGCAUUUGGGUGGGUUCUAGUUAGAUUUGGUGUCGUGAAAUCUAAAUCUCGCAACAUUCUCGGCUUUGCGGUUGUGCCUUGGACCAGGAGUGAAGGAUGAGGAAGCAUGGAUGGCAGCUUCCUUAUCAUCCUCUCCAGGUGGUAGCGAUUGCUGUUUUUCUUGCUCUCGGGUUUGCUUUCUAUGUGUUCUUUGUUCCUUUCGUUGGGAAGAAGCUGUUUCAGUAUGUGGUAAUGGGGCUUUACACUCCUCUGGUUGUGUCUGUCUUCUUUUUAUACGUUUGGUGUGCUGCAACAGAUCCUGCUGAUCCUGGCAUUUUCAGACCAAAGAAAUCUCUUAAAGUAGGGGACUACAGAGAACAAACCUUUUCCAAAGAGUCUAAGCCAGAAGAUUCAACAAAGGAACUAAAUGCUGAAAUAACCGCUGCAAAGCAACUUGAUGGGAGUGUCAAUUCAGCUAGGCAUGAAUUGCAUUCGGAACUCGAAAGUGGAAGAUUACCUGGCUGCAUUACUACAUUUUUGGCAAUACUUCUGAGCUGGUGCGGUUUGUCUUUUCUGUGUAAUUUGUGUCAAUCACAUGAGCAGUCUUCUGAACAGCAACUAAGUGACGAAGGCAUGUUUUACUGCAGCCUGUGUGAAGUUGAGGUUCUAAAAUAUAGUAAGCAUUGUAGAGUCUGUGACAAAUGCGUUGAUGGCUUUGAUCAUCAUUGCAGGUGGAUCAAUAACUGCAUAGGAAGAAAAAAUUACAAAAGGUUCUUCAUCCUCAUGGUGUUUGCUCUUCUCUUGCUUAUUCUGCAGUGGGCUGUUGGGAUGCUUGUGCUGAUACUGUGUUUUGUUGAGAGAAGGAGAUUUUCUGCUGAAAUUGUUUCAAAGCUGGGUAGUAGCUUUUCCUUGGCACCCUUUAUCAUUGUGGUGGCUGUGUGCACUUUAUUAGCCAUGGUUGCUACUCUUCCAGUUGCACAACUUUUCUUCUUCCAUAUUCUUUUAAUAAAAAAGGGAAUCAGCACCUAUGAUUACAUUAUUGCUUUGAGGGAGCAAGAUCAGGAGCAGGAGCAACUUGCUGUUGGUGGGCAGCAAAGUCCGCAAAUGUCCCAAGUGAGCUCUUUUACUGGACUAAGCAGCACCAGUUCUUUCAAUCAAUUCCAUCGGGGUGCAUGGUGUACUCCGCCAAGAUUAUUCCUUGAGGAUCAGUUUGAUGUAGUACCUCCAGAAAUUGGCUCAUCUGCAAAUCACAAAAACAAGAAGAUGGCUGAGGAACCAGUGAAGAGAAGAAAUCCUGGAACUGUCAAAAUUAAUCCAUGGACACUCGCACGCCUUAAUGCAGAAGAAGUUUCAAAAGCUGCUGCACAGGCAAGGAAGAGAUCCAAAAUACUGCAGCCAGUUAGACGAGAAACUCUGCAAGAGCAAGAGACAGAGAGUAGUGUUGACAGUGCCAGUGGAAGAAUGGCCCUGAGGUCUGAUAACCGAAAGCGAAUCAACAAAAGGGGAAGGGUUCCUGUGGAUCUUCCUCUUGAACCUCUUGCCAAAAUUUCUGCUAGUGCUACUGAUAGUAAUGCAAGUGACCUGGCUCCAGAGACAUCCACAAGCUUAGCACCUCUUCAGCUUGAAGCUAGGAAUGCUUUUCGGCCGAGCAUGCCAAUGUCAUUGACCAGAGCUGUUUCCUCUUCCCCAGAGAGCAGUUUGGACUCACCUGACCUCCAUCCAUUUCGGAUAUCCUCAUCGGGAACUGAAGAAGUGCAAGGCAUGAAUUCUUUUUCUGCUUUAGGCAAUGUUCCACCUAAGGGUAUUCAUCUGUCAAGAUCAACCAGUGAUGGAUAUGAAGCUUCUGGAGGCGAAGAUAGUGAUCGGAUUCCAUCAAGGAUUGUUCACAGGUCGUCAAAUUGGGCAAGCAUUGUCCUUGGCUCCGAACAUAGCCAGAUAACAGAUGAUUUAAAAUCAUACACUAGACAACAGUGAUGCAACAUCCAUUCUGAAACCUAUCUGUAAUUUCCUUUGAUCGGAUAGACUAGUUAAUGGGAUGGCCAUUUGUACUUCUUUUGUGAAAAUUUCGGAUGGCGAAGGAUGCAAUCUACAAGCCUGGAUUUUUGUUCUAGCAAGAAAUAUUUUGGUAUUGCAACUUGCAACUAUUGUUUGAUAUGCAUGUUGAAGUAAUUCUCUGCUAGUAUUCAUCAA
Messenger RNA from Zingiber officinale, 2720 nucleotides. RefSeq names its product probable protein S-acyltransferase 22. The transcript is spliced from 9 exons. Gene Ontology annotation, molecular function: protein-cysteine S-palmitoyltransferase activity. The record is from RefSeq and is a predicted model, not a curated record. Lineage: Eukaryota; Viridiplantae; Streptophyta; Magnoliopsida; Zingiberales; Zingiberaceae. Gene Ontology annotation, cellular component: Golgi apparatus; endoplasmic reticulum. The coding region runs from base 648 to 2504 and encodes 618 amino acids. Gene Ontology annotation, biological process: peptidyl-L-cysteine S-palmitoylation; protein targeting to membrane.